GUGUCACACUGAAGAAGAGGCCGCAGCUUGUCCAAAAUGGCUGCCCAGAAACGACCCCACGUAUGUCUUAGAAGAUGAUGCCUUUCUCAGGAAUGAAUCUGUCUCUUGGCUCGUGUCUCGCUUGCUCUCUGUCAGCCUGUGUCCCUGAUCAUGCCUUCUUAUAGUUCCCUCUAACGGUUUAUCAGCAAGACUGUUGAAAGGAUAACUGCCCAAGAUGCCUGUCCCUCCCCCACCGGCUCCCCCACCGCCACCCACAUUUGCACUGGCCAAUACAGAGAAGCCUACUUUGAAUAAGUCAGAGCAGGCUGGGAGAAAUGCUCUUCUGUCUGACAUCAGCAAAGGGAAGAAACUAAAGAAGACAGUCACCAAUGACAGAAGUGCACCAAUAUUGGACAAGCCCAAAGGAGCAGGUGCUGGCGGUGGAGGCUUUGGUGGAAGCAGCGGGUUUGGCGGAGGAGGGGGCAGCGCUGGAGGAGGAAGCAGCGGCAGUGGUGGAAAUUUUGGAGGCGGUGGACCCCCCGGCUUGGGAGGACUGUUCCAGGCUGGAAUGCCCAAGCUAAGAUCCACGGCUGGCAGAGAUAAUGACUCUGGAGGAAGCCGCCCGCCAGUUUUGCCGCCAGGAGGAAGAACCGCGUCUGCCAAACCCUUCUCGCCCCCCAGCGGCCCGGGGAGGUUCCCCGCGCCAGCUCCAGGUCACCGCAGCGGCCCCCCGGAGCCUCCCCGCAACCGUAUGCCUCCACCGAGGCCCGACGCGGGCUCGAAGCCCGAAAGCCUUCCCCCUCCGGUACCGAACACACCGAGGCCCAUCCAGUCCAGCGUGCACAGCCGGGGGUCGCCCCCCGUGCCCACAGCCCCCCGGCAGCCCAGCCUCGGGCCCACGCCGCCGCCCUUCCCCGGCAGCCGCGGCCCAGCCUUCGGGGGCGGCUCCCUGCGCCCGCCGCCCCUGCCCCCGGCUGGCGAUGAGAUCCCGAGGCUCCCGCAGCGGAACCUGUCCCUCACCUCGUCCGCGCCGGCCCUGUCGUCGGCCGGGCGGUCGGGCCCUCUGCCGCCUCCGCCCAACGAGAGACCCCCACCCCCGGUGCGGGACCCACCGGGCAGAUCAGGGCCCCUCCCACCGCCACCACCUGUGAACAGAAAUGGCAACACAAACCGGGCACUGCCUGCCACCCCUCAGUUGCCAUCCAGGAGUGGAGUAGACAGUCCCAGGAGCGGGUCCAGGCCUCCUCUUCCUCCGGAUAGGCCUGGUGCUGGAGCACCGCCCCCACCACCGCCAUCCACGUCCAUUAGAAACGGCUUCCAAGACAACUCAGGAGAAGAUGAGUGGGAAAGCAGAUUUUACUUUCAUCCGAUUUCUGAUUUGCCACCUCCAGAGCCAUAUGUACCAAUGAACAAAAGUUAUCCCAGCAAAUUGUCAAGAAAUGAAAGCCGGAGUGGAUCCAACCGAAGAGAAAGGGGUGCCCCACCUCUCCCUCCCAUCCCAAGGUGAUCCUUGCCUGCUCUCCUCUCUCUAGGCUCCAGAGCGCCUUCUGUUGUUGCUGUCUGAGAAUUGCAUAUCCUCUUCCCCUUCCUCUGUCACCAUCAUUUGUGGCAGACCGAAGACGAGAGGGUGAAUUUGUAUGUGAAGCGGGUUGGGACCCAGUAGAGAAAUGCACCUAGCUUUUUAUGUUCUGUAUAUUCCCACAGCUAUAGCCUGCUUCAGCUACAGCCUGCCAGUGUUGGGUGUGCGAUCCAUAGACUUCUGUACGAAUAGGUAGAGACCCAUUGUAUCUGGGCCCGCAACCCAACAUUCCCUGCCUUUGCUACAGGCUGUAAUUAUGAAAGCCCCUGAGAGCUGUUAUUGCCCAUGCUUUUCUCAUAAGCUUGGCCUCCUGUGAGUCUGUUUUCACGAACCACAGACCGCCAAGGCAAGUUGCUGAGCAAGGGUUCACACAAAGCUUUUGCAGUCAUUGAAUGUUCAUUCUUGGGCAUUCCAGGGUAGGCUCAAGGACAGAGCUGUCCAAUAGAAAUAUAAUGUGAACCCCAUAUAUGCUUUUAAAAUUUCUACUAGGCACAUUUUUGUAAAGGUAAAAAGAAACAGGAGAAAUUAAUUUUAAUAUAUUUCACUUAGACCUAUACAUCCAAAACAUCAUUUCAACCUCUCGCCCACUUAAGAAUUAUUAGUGAGAUAUUUUACAGUGCUUUUGGUACCAAGUCUCCAGAUCAAGUGUGAAUUCUAUGCUUAGAGCACAGCACCCUUCAGACCAGCUCCAUGGCAAGUGUCUGUGGCCACAUGUUCUCAGUGGCCAAUCUGUUGGAUGGCACUGGUCAGGAAGAUGGAAGUUAGUGUCAAAACCUCUUGUUUAAGGCUGGGGAGAUAGCUCGGUGGUCUAAGUGCCUGUGGCAAGUGCAAGGACCUGGCUUUGAUCCCCGCUA
Messenger RNA from Octodon degus (degu), 2412 nucleotides. RefSeq names its product WAS/WASL interacting protein family member 1 (gene Wipf1). The transcript has 9 exons. Gene Ontology annotation, molecular function: actin binding. Lineage: Eukaryota; Metazoa; Chordata; Mammalia; Rodentia; Octodontidae. Bases 215 to 1486 code for a protein of 423 amino acids. The record is from RefSeq and is a predicted model, not a curated record.